Molecule: messenger RNA, 777 nt
Organism: Rotaria sordida
Lineage: Eukaryota; Metazoa; Rotifera; Eurotatoria; Philodinida; Philodinidae
Source: the annotation of a GenBank genome assembly
AUGGGUUGCUGCGAAAGUUCUUCAGAUGGUGACAUGUCAAUUUUUUUCAAUACAAAUAAUUCAUGGAUUCUUACACCUGAUAAAACAAAGGUAUUUAGACAAACUCUCAAUCAAAUACCUGUCCCCUGUCGUCAGGCCAUCAUUAAUUUACCUGUACGAGACUUUUUCAAUGCUUAUGAAAAACAUCUAUUAGCCAAUUAUCAUGCUAAGGAGAGACAUUUUGGUCGUGCACUUGCUUUGGAAAAGUUCGCAAUAAGAGAUUUCUUAGUUCUCUUACCUGAACACCAAGAUCAUUUCAUCUUCGCUGAUAUAUAUCGAACAUUAUCUAAAUGCUUGCUAGAAAUGGGUUUAAUUCUACCGGCGAUCGAAACAAGUCAAAAGACAUUAGAUAUAUUACUCAAACAUAUACCAUCGAAUAAUGAAGCAAUUAGUACGCAAUAUUUUAAUUUAGCUAUUUGCUAUUUAAAUAGUGGCAUAUACAAUGAAAGUUGGCAAUACUUGAGCAAAACUAUUGUCAUAGCACGACACAGCAACGUGCCAAAUCUUGAAAAUCUUGAUAUUCUAGAAACUACACUUUAUCUUUUAACACAACUUAUUAUGGCUAGAGUUCUAAAUUCUACAGCAACAUCCAAUCGUAAUGACAAUGAACAAGAAGCAUCACAUGCAAUAAUCACUGAACCCAAUCAAGCUGAGUGUGAACAUUCACUUGACCAACAAACGGAACUGUCCGACAAUGAUACAAUUACAAAUCAUGUCUUGCAACAUGACGAGGAGUGA